GGGUGCCGUCGAGGUGGGGGAAGACCUUUGCGCUGCUGCGGAAGCGCAUGUUGGGGCAGAGGUUGUAGCGGCCCUGCUUGCAGAGGAGACACUGGCGACAGGGGAGCCCAACUUCGAGGGCAACGCGGUCGCCGACUUUCAGCGUCUUCACGUCGGGACCCAGCGCUGUCACGACGCCGGAGGACUCGUGGCCCAGGGCCAUGGGCUCGCGCACGACAAAGUCGCCAUUGCGGCCGUGGUUGUAGUAAUGGAGAUCGGAGCCACAGAGGCCGGUGGCUCGAAUGGCGAUUUGCACUUCUGAUCCUGUGGGAGGGGGAGUUUGACGGGAUUCCUGGUCUUAUUAGCAGGUGA
Molecule: messenger RNA, 351 nt
Organism: Rasamsonia emersonii CBS 393.64
Lineage: Eukaryota; Fungi; Ascomycota; Eurotiomycetes; Eurotiales; Trichocomaceae
Exons: 1
Source: RefSeq, a predicted model, not a curated record